Messenger RNA from Coffea arabica (coffee), 3940 nucleotides. NCBI's taxonomy places the organism in Eukaryota, Viridiplantae, Streptophyta, Magnoliopsida, Gentianales, Rubiaceae. The record is from RefSeq and is a predicted model, not a curated record.
UCCCUCCUUCCAGCCUCCUCCUCCUCCCCAGUCCUCCCAAACCCAGAAAAAACUCUACUGUUCCUGGCUCCAGUGAUUCUCUGAAGAUUUCUUAGAUCAACCCUCUGCAGCAGCAACACUAUAUUAAUCGGUCCUUGGCUGAGACGUAGUUUUUUCUCUCUCUCCCCUCUCCCUAUCAGGUUAAUUCUAUAGGUACCACCACCAUACUCUUUCUUUCAAACUACAGUAUCAAGUUUAACUACAUCCACCAAUGUCGCCGUUGCUCCUGCUGCUACUGAAACAGCUUUUGGGCUUUGGUGCUUAAGCAAUACUCUUGAUAAUCCGGCUAAUUUUAGCUCAGGUAUUGCACUCUAUAGAAUAACUUAUAACUGUCAAAGUUGUCAAAGUUGGAAGGAAUUAUUUUUUCGUUUCGGGAUAAAUUUCUAUUCUUCUUCCAUUGAAGCUGGACUCUUCUGAUUUCUACCGACCAAGAAUUGCUGCAAUAAAUUCGCUUCUUAAGGACAUUUCAAUCCCAAAAUCGAUUAAGAAUUAUCGGAGCGGGUAUUUGUCGUCCGGGGUGCGUGUGUAGUUCAUGUAUGUUUGUUGAUUUCAUAUCCGAAAUGGGACAGGAUGUUUCAAGAACUACUUGAUUUAAAUCCUCUUGUUUUCAGUAAUAUUUGUGGGGAGCAUCCUGGGAUUUGCCCUUUUUCAGUAAAAUUGUUUUCAAGCCUGAAAUGAUAGAUAAGUUUUACACUUUAUCUGAAAGUUGGUGUUUUAAUGACUGCUCAUGAGAGCAUCAGUGUCCAUAGUCAACUUUGGCACUGCUGCUAUCAAGUUGGUAUCAGGUCUAGAGAAAAGAUUCAGACUUUUGUCAUCUUGGAACUUAGCUUUGUCCGCUACACAUUUUUCUUCUUCUGAGGAUGAAAUAAUCAUACCUGAGGAAAGCCUGGUCGAUAUAGAAGCUCGGGAACUUACAACAAGUACUAAAUGCAUGCAGAGUGACAGCAUAGAACAAAAUAGUAAGUCUGCUUCUUCUUUUGAAGGGAUCAGAGAUGAUGAUGACAUUUACCAUCUUGGCAUUCAAGAAGAUAGUUCCUUGGUUUGUGAAAAUCCUCAAAAUACUGAUAUGGAUGUUUAUGGACUUGGAAGAAUGAAAGUCAUACUUAGGAAUCGAGGAUGGGUUUUAGGAUCUCCAGACAGUUGCCAAAGGUUACCUUUGGCUGAAUAUAACAUAGUGUGUAUUCUGAAUGACCUGUUUGAGGGCAGUGGAGAUGCUGCUCUAGCUCUAGCUUUCUUUCAAUGGUGUGAGUAUUACCUGCACUUACAGCAUGGAAUUAGAUCUACAUGCGUGAUGAUACAUAUCUUGGUUGCUGGGAACAUGAAUUACAGAGCUGUAGAUUUAAUACUUUAUCUUGUAAGGAAGAAUGCUGGGGAAGAUUGGUGGCCGAACUUGCUUUUACAAGUCCUUCUCGAGACCUAUACAAUUAGAACGGUCCUAGAAACUGUAUAUAGCAUGCUCAUUGACUGUUAUAUCAGAGCAAAUAUGGUAAAUGUGGCUCUCAAGUUAGCUUGUCAAAUGAAACACAUCAAACUCUUUCCUUCACCGGGUGUUUGUAAUUCACUUCUUGGGGCAUUGUUAUAUAUGGACCAAUUUGAAUUGGCAUGGAAUUUCCUGGAAGAGAUGCAGAGUCAAGGGUUAGGCUUAAAUGUGUCUGUAAUCACUUUGUUUAUUCAUAAAUACUGUGUGAAAGGCAAUGUUGAAAGAGGUUGGCAACUAUUGGUAACAGUGAAGCAACAUGGAUUUAGUCCUGAUAUUGUUGCAUACUCAACAUUGAUUGAUUCCCUUUCUAAAAUGUCACUGGUGAGAGAAGCAAUCUCUUUGUUGUUUAAAUUGAGUUUGAUUGGUAUAUCUCUUGAUUCCAUUUCAGUUAGUUCAGUCAUUGAUGGCCUCUGCAAGGUGGGGGAAGUGGAGAAAGCUUUCAAUAUCUUGAAGAUAUUUAGACUGCCGCCUAAUAUUUAUGUCUACAACAGCUUUAUUUCAAAGUACUGUCACGAUAGUAACAUGACUGCUGCUUCUAGCACUUUUUACGAGAUAUCAGAGAUGGGAUUGGUUCCUGACUGUUUUAUUUACACCACCAUUAUAUCAGGGUACUGCAAGAUGAAGGAUCUGAAAAUGGCCCUUAGUUUUUUGGCAAAGAUGGUGAAGAGUGGAGUUGAACCAUCUGUUGCCACAUACACAACACUUAUUGAAUACUACUGUAGGUCUGGAGAAGUACAUGUAGCGGAAAACUUAUUUCAGAAGAUGAUGACAGAGGGUUUGCCACCUGACCUUGUUGCAUACAACACACUAAUGGAUGGCUAUGGAAAGGAGGGCCUCUUACACAAGGUUUUUGGCCUUUUGGAUAUAAUGAAGUCUGCUGGUGUCUAUCCUGAUAACAUCACCUAUAACACAAUCAUUUACAGUCUUACUGUGAGAGGGUUUGUAAAUGAGGCUCAUGAUUUACUGUAUGAGCUCACUAGAAGAGGAUUUACUCCUGAUAUUGUAACUUUUACUAACAUUGCUAGCGGUUAUGUGAAGAAAGGGAACUUUGAAGAAGCUUUUUUUGUGUGGCAUUACAUGAGUGAGCACAAUUUGGAGCCUGAUGUUGUAAUGUGCAGUGCUCUCCUUAAUGGGUACUGCAGGACACGUAGGAUGGCAGAAGCAAAUGCUCUCUUUACUAAAAUGAUCGACAUUGGGCUGGUUCCAGAUCUUGUGUUGUAUAACACACUCAUACAUGGUUUUUGCAGUGUUGGCAACCUUGAUGACGCCUGCAACUUAGUAGAAUGGAUGUUCAAGCAGGGUAUCAGUCCAGAUGAAGGCACUCAUCAGGCACUUAUCUUGGGAUAUGAAAAGAAGAUGGUAGAGAAUCCAGUAGAAGCUGCAGGUUUUAUGCUGCAAAGGAUAUCACUGAAAUAGAUUAUUGGAAAACGAUUAUGGGAUACAACAACACGGCAAUCUGGCACCUUCGCAGGCCUGCAGAACAUGGAAAUUUUGGAUGCACCAAUGAUUUGGUUUUCUUCACCACCUCCCCUGUGGUUGUUAGGUAAACAGUCCAACCCUGUGAAGCAACGACAGAGCUCAAAGCUUUUGAGAAAAUUAAUAGCUGUUGAGUAAAUUAGCAGCCUGUGUGAAACAGCAAGAGGGAAUAAAGCCAAACGGGAUUGCGUAUGCAGUGGCUAGGAAGCUUUCUGAAACUCUGAAGCCCGGGAGAUAUGUCCUUGUAUAUUCUUCAGAUAUUUGUCCAGAUAUACUAUUGAGUGGGCAAGGAUCAUGGCCAAGCGGUAGAGUCAGAUGAGCCUGUAUGGUGGUCUAGGGAGUUUGAAGUUCAGUACUCCCCUUCCUUCAGGAAUAGAGCGAUGAAUUUCACUGUGUAGACACGUGAGCCUGCAAUGCAAUGGAGGUAAACACAUGAACCUGCGAUGGAGCACAAAGCCAAGCAUGCUCUUCUGUUUGCCAGUUUCGAAGCCGCGUAACAUUUUACAGCGGGUGAGAUAUCUUCGAAUCAUCUAUCGAGAAAUCUUUUCAGAUAGACCUCACAAGGAGCAAAGAGAACUGGCCAUUAGUACCAAGCCUUACCUAGAGUAAAGUGUGAGGUUUGCAGCUCAUGACCCUCCCCUCCCCGGUGGGAAAAUAAAAGUACACAAUUUCAAGAUUUACCUUUGGACGCCAUGUUAGGAAGAAUUAUCUGGAAAGCAUUAGCGAAAUUGCACCUCAACUUUUAAAACCUCUUUAGUGCUAUAAUCUUGUACGAGCAGCAAUGCGUCUGUACAAUCUUCAAAAGUUUGCCGAAUAUCCCAUCGGGGAGAAAAAAAAAAAAGGAGGAACAAUCUGAGAAUCACAGAGAGCGAAAUGUAACCCGUCAUUCAGAUUGGGCGUUCCCCAAAAGAUGGACCAGAAAAAGGUUCUUGGGUUGGAGAACUA